This is a messenger RNA of Diorhabda sublineata, 2125 nucleotides long. RefSeq lists its product as uncharacterized. The coding region runs from base 173 to 1195 and encodes 340 amino acids. The transcript is spliced from 5 exons. Lineage: Eukaryota; Metazoa; Arthropoda; Insecta; Coleoptera; Chrysomelidae. The record is from RefSeq and is a predicted model, not a curated record.
AUAAUAGUGUUGGCAGUCGAAUAUAGGAACACCCUGUUUAUAAAUUAAAAACACACGCCUAUGAUUUCUUUUCCUUUUGAAAUCUAUCGAGGCAAAGGUCUAAAUUUGAAACAUCAGUUGAUAUACAUUUUGUUUUAACGACAACUUGAACGCAGUGAGAUAAAAUUCGAAAAUGCAUACAGAUAAGGAAAAAAAUAUCUCAGCCGAAGAAUUCGUUGAUGCAUUACUAUCAGAAGGUACGAACAUUGCUUGUGAUACUACAAAUGAAACAUUCCGUAGUCAAGGAGACUGCCUCCCACCUUAUUAUAACCAAAUAUUAUAUAAAAGGGGACAAGAAUUAUAUAAAAAAUACAUGUAUUCCAUGGAUCUAAUACAUGCUUUUGGGGUUCUGGUUCUUUAUUCUAUCCCCACAGCACUAAAUGUGGCUUUAUCCGCAACUGGUUCUUCAUUUAAAUUGUACGAAACGCAUAUUAGACAGUUGCGUACAAAUCUAAACAUACAAUCAUUCUAUUAUUCAGACUUAAGACCAAAUUCUAAUGCUUGGAAGACACUCAAGAAAAUCAAAAUGAAGCACAAUAAAGUGAGUAAAGGAAGUUCAAAUAAAAGUCUAAAUCCACUUACACAACUAGACAUGGCAGUAGCUCAAUUCGCUUUUUUUGGUUUGGGUAGUAUAAGAGCAGAAUUCGUCGGUCUCCAAGCUGUUAGCGAAGAAGAUUGGAAAGGUCUCCAUCACUAUUGGAGGGUUAUGGGAUACUUACUUGGAAUAGAAGAAAGAUUCAACAUCUGCAGCCCUCCAUUAGAUACCAGUAAAAAAAUAGCAGAAUAUCUUGUCCAAAAACUGAUAUUACCCGAAAUGGAAAAGAAAAACCCGAUUUAUCUGAAUACUACGAAAGUAGCGAGUCUCUGUUUUAAGCCGAUGUUGCUAGAACUAGAAACCAAUUGCGUCGUAAAUUACUUAUAUAAUUUGUUAAAACAAAGAGAUGUUGCUAAUAUGUACGUCGCAAAUUAUGUGGAUUUGAAAUGGUAUUCUAGGGUUUAUUAUAAAUUUUUCGUUUUUUCACUUAUUUCUCUUCUAAAAUGGAGACCUUAUAAAAUUCUAAGAAACACUUUACAUAGAAUUAAUAUGUAUCUAAUUACUACAUUUCCUUCGAUACCUAGGUUAGAAUGUGAGAUAUUUGAUUACCUAUAUCUAUAAGUUCAACUAAUCAGGUAAGCCCGGUAAUUUUGAUUAUAAAAUAUAUAGAAAUAUGAUAAAAUAAUGUAAUUCGUGAAAUUUACAACAUUUAUUCAGAGAAAAAUGCAAUGAAAGAACUCAUAAUCAUCUAAAACUUUACUGCAAACCCUCAUUAUCAUCAACUUCACUGCAAGCUCAAGGAUCAUUAAAAAAGUUUACUACAAGCUUCAGAAUCUUGUAAUGUAAAACUUUACUCCAAAGCCUCAUGAUUAUCUAAAACUACACUGCAAGCUUAAGGAUUAUUGAAAAAGUUCACUGCAAGCUUCAGAAUCUUGUAAAACUUUACUUUAAAGCCACUUGAUUAUCUAUAACUUCACUGGAAGCUUCAGGAUCAUUUAAACGAUCACUAUAAGCUUCAGGGUCAUUUAAAAGUUCACUGCAAGCUUCAGAAUCUUGUCAAACUUUACUGCAAACCCUCAUGAUCAUGUAAAACUUUACUGCAAGCUUAAGGAUCAUUAAAAAUACAGGAUCACUGAAGGGGUACCUCAAGGCUCCUUUAUAAGUCCGCUAAUGUAUGACGAACUACUAGAAGCUAGAAAUUCAGAGGAAUGUAAAGCUUAUAGAGUAGUUCGUCGAUGUUGUUGUGGUAAUCGUAGCAAAAUCUUCAGUAUCACUUUCUCUGUUAUUUUACUCAUGGCACUUUCAAAAAGAAAACUGCCCAACUACCUAAAAACAGAUAACUCCUUACCCUUGUGCCGUUUGGGCAUUGGUGACAGCAGCUACCUUUGUACUUUUAAAAAGAAAUCGAUUUGUUUAUGACAGUGAUCAUAGUGAUAACAAAAAUUAUCGAAAAUCUCGAAAAUUAUCUCAACUUAAAAUAUUUCACAAAUCAUAUUUAUAAAUUUUUUAAAUGAAAUAUACAAUGUUGAUGUAAUAUUAUACCUUUUACAA